Messenger RNA from Ciona intestinalis (vase tunicate), 696 nucleotides. The record is from RefSeq and is a predicted model, not a curated record. Lineage: Eukaryota; Metazoa; Chordata; Ascidiacea; Phlebobranchia; Cionidae.
AUGGAUCAAAAUAUUAAAGUGAUUCUACUUGACAUAGAAGGAACUACAACUCCAAUAACAUUUGUGACACAACAACUUUUUCCGUAUGCUGCAACAAAUGUUGAAAAGUUUCUUCAUGAUACAUGGGAUUGCAGUGAAACGAAGCAAGUCAUACAACAAUUACGUCGGCAAGCGUUGGUAGAUGGUGAAGAGUUCGGAGGAAAAGUGCCGAUAAUUAAAUCAGUAAAUGGAAUAGUUUCUAAAACUGACGUGUUAAAAUCUGCCGUGGAGAAUGUGUUGUGGCAAAUGUCGUUAAACCGUAAAACAACAGCUUUAAAGGAAUUACAAGGCAUGGUUUGGAAAAAGGGUUAUGAGUCCGGAGGUAUUAUAGGAAUUGUGUAUGAUGACGUUAAGCCUGCGCUUCAGCGGUUAAGAAUGUUAAAAAAGAGGAUUUAUAUUUAUUCAUCUGGUAGUGUUAACGCUCAAAAGCUUCUUUUUACAUACACUAAAUUUGGAGACCUGUUGGAAUAUUUUGACGGACAUUUUGACUCAAACUUUGGUGGAAAAAAUGAUGCAGCAAGUUACAGAAAGAUAGCAGAAGCUAUUAAUUGUAAACCAGAAGAAAUCCUGUUUUUAACAGAUAUUGAAUAUGAGGCAGAUGCCGCAAUAUCUGCCGGCUUACAUGUUCAUAGUAAACUUAAAUUUUCAUUUGAAUAA